Molecule: messenger RNA, 1386 nt
Organism: Verticillium dahliae VdLs.17
Lineage: Eukaryota; Fungi; Ascomycota; Sordariomycetes; Glomerellales; Plectosphaerellaceae
Product: nitrogen metabolic regulation protein
Exons: 1
Coding region: 1-1386 (461 amino acids)
Source: RefSeq, a predicted model, not a curated record
AUGCCUUCUCAACUCAGCAGGGUCGGGAUACCUAUCCGCCCCGCCACGCAUCACCUCAACCACCAACGCGACCAGCCAGCAACCGAGUUCAACAAGACACAUAAGCACUCCCGCUCCUCCUAUUCCGAGUCGUCUCCCCUCGUUUCCCGCAACAACUCCCUCACUUUCCGCCCCCCUAAGCGCUUCAUGUCCUCACCCGACAAGACCAUUGCCGUCAUCAAUGCCAGCGGUCGGCAGGCCGCCUCCUUCAUCAGAGUCGCCACCGCCGUCGGAUACCACGUCCGCGCCCAGUUGCGCAACCUCGAAGGUGUUGUAGCCACUGAAGUGAACUCAAAUCCCAACGUGACCGUCCUCGUUGGUGAGCUUUACACGCGACACAAGCCCACACCCGACAACCGCGACGUCACCAAGAAUGGCCCCAUUUCCGGCGUAGGAGUGAACCAUGAGCUCAUCAGCGACCUUUUCAGGGGCACGCAGCUAGCCUUCAUCAACACCACCUUCUACGGCGAUGAGUUUCAGAUUGGCAAGGCGCUUGCCGACGCCGCCAAGAAGGCGAAUAUCCAGCACUACAUUUACUCAUCCAUGCCGGAUCACUCAGCCUACAACUCUGAGUGGCCAUCAUUGCCUUUAUGGGCCUCCAAACACCAGGUCGAGGAGUACAUCCGCAAGAUUGAACUUCCUGCGACCUUUGUGUACACGGGUAUCUACAACAACAACUUCACGUCCUUGCAAUACCCUCUCUUCUGCAUGGAACUGCAGGCCGAUGGGUCCUUCCGCUGGGAAGCUCCGUUUCACGAAGAUGUGAAGCUGCCAUGGAUCGAUGCUGAGCAUGAUGUCGGGCCCGCCAUCAUCCAGAUCUUCAAGGACGGCGCGUCAAAGUGGCGUGGCCGGCGCGUCGCGCUCGCCUGGGAAAUGCUGACGCCGCGUGAGGCCUGCAAGGUCUUCGCCAAAGGUGUCGGUCGGCCCGUCAAGUAUGUCAGGGCGCCUAUCCACCUCAAGGUGAAGAUUCCUACUGGAUAUCGAGAACAGCUCGAGGCUCUGGAAAAGCUCUUCGGUCUUGGCCACGAUGACCCCAAAAAGCAACCGCCAUACUUUGGCGACGCCGAGCUCGACGAUAGCUGCCCGGAGCAAUCCAUGGCGCUUUGGGAAGGGCCUCGGGGCCUGGAGGAAUACGCACGAGAGGUCUUCCCGCUCGAGGAGCAAGCCAAUGGUCUUACAUGGAUGCUUGAAGAAGAAGAUUUGCACGAAGAAGUGGCCCAGGGCCAUACAAUUUCCCAGGAGAGGGUCGAUGAAGAGCAUGGAGAAGAAGGAGAGGAAGAAGACGACGAGGACGAGGGACUCGUGAUGAGAGGACUGAAGAGGGACGAAGAACAAUGGCUGGCCUAA